AUGGCCUGCACGUUAACAGUGCCGUUUUGGCCCACCUCGUACGACAAUCUACACUGGUCCAAAGACAAUCAAAUCGCCGUCCUGGGCGGCGAGCACAUUCUCAUCCUGACACCGCGUCUCCAUGAACCCAACCCGAGUCACCUCUGGUGGGACACGGAGAACUUGAUCAGGAUUAAUGCCUUCACUGAACCGGAGCUUCUGCGAUCCGCCGUCUUGACAGAUCGCAAUACCUCGAUUGGCGAGGAGAGUUCCAUCUUUCAUGCCCACGCCGCAGCGUGGUCGAGUCCCGGUCUGGCGCGACAUGGAGGAAGCGCGCUUGCGGUGUUGACGACGAAUCAUGUCUUGAGUCUGUGGGCGCCGGAGCCUCUCGCCAAGGGAGUCGCGGUUUGGCAGCGGACUCUGGUCAUCAAUCAUGCCAUUCGCCAGUUCUAUCAUGAGAAACACGGUAUGCAGAGCGAUGGCGAUGGGCGCGAAUCCGAAGAGGCCCUCCAAAUACAGCAACGAGUCCGCUCCUUUGCAUGGACGCAGCCUGUCCACAGCGACCUGGAACGCCCACAUCCUGACCUCUUCUCCGGCCUGCAUCACCUGGUAGUGGCGACUGAGGGUGGCCAUAUUCUCGUCUUGCGAAUCACUUCGCCAUAUUGCGAUCCAACUAACAAGCACUCCACCUGGCAGGCCAUCAUCAGUGAAUCGCUAUACAUCACCGGCCUUACUCAGUCUCUUUAUCUGGAAGAUACCAAUGGCUUGCGACACCCGCAAUCGACGAUAGCAAUGCCCAGACCCUCUGGGGUCGACUAUGUUGGGCCAGAACACAUUGCCGUUGGUGAAUGGCACUCGGGCAGAAGCGAUCAUAAGCGUGCUGCAGCCGUGGUAUUUAUCCUCGAGGGUAGACUGUAUAUCACCAGUCUUCUACACGACGCAGACGGAAAUACCUCUUUUACCUCUGGUCUGAAGCCUUCCGUGUCCUGGCAUCUUCGCGAUCGCGUAGACCUCAGAGGCCCGCUCAAAGUUACUCCUGGUAUCGAUGCAGGAGCUCUGGUGGUGUUUGGGACCAAUGCUGUUUUCCAUGGGCAGCUCAUGUUUAAUGACAUCAAGACGUCCUUGAGCGUGGACUUCAACGAUCACCAUCUGGAUGACAGAUGGGACGAUGUGACUGGCGUCACAAUCACCAAUAGUGCAGAUGGCAAUGCGCUGCUGCAUGUUGUCUCUCAUUUGUCAAGUUCUACAGCGCCGACACAUGCCUUGCAACUGCCUCUUGCUCCAGGCAGAGAUGCACCUGGUCAGCCAGCAUGGCAAUUCGCUCUCAAUGAUUCAAAAGAAGCCUAUGCAGCAACGAAUGACCUUGGUAAUCAUGUACAGGAGAGGACAUGGGGCAUCGCGUGUGCUCCUGUGAAUGGUUAUACUGCGGUCUGCGCAAGCAUGCAUCCGAACGAUGUGAUUGCCUACAUCAUCAACGCAGACCAGGCGUCUAUCCUCAACAUCACCCUCGAGUCGGAAGCACGCGCAGAUGACUUCCGGUUAGCACCCGCCGAGGUCGACAGCUUCAGUGGUUUGCCAUCAAGCACUAUCCUGUUCUUUCUCAAGCGCUAUCUCGAACAAAAAGUAGACCGCGAGACUGCACCUCAAGACGAGCAUGAUACAUUGGUGAGACACGUGCAGAAUAUGUUAUCACCAGGACAUGGUGUCGGCUUCAAGAGUCUCGUACGAGCCAGCGACAGCAAUGCCAUAUUGCUCUACAAGACCAGGAUCAGCCUCUUCGCUAAUGCAGCGGUUCGCCGCGUUCAAGCAACCAGAAUAUGCAAUCUCGCCGGCAGUGACCAUGCACUCCAACCCGAAGGCAUGACGACCAUGAUUCGGCACGUUGCUGAAGUUGUCUUCAGUAUAUCACGCGAUGACGUUGAGUUCGAUGAUAUGAGCAUGAAUAUACGACGAGUAUAUGAGAUCGCAGUAUCAAAACUGGACGCGAACUAUCGUCCGGGCGACCGCGAAGCAUCAGCCACAGCGUGGAGAGAGCAAUGCAAGAUAUGCCACCAGUCAAUCAUAUUUGAGAGCUUCAAGUGGGCGAGGUGUCAGCAGGGGCAUCAAUUUUCCAGAUGCGCACUUUCUUUGCUGGCCAAUCAAGAGCCUGCCACCACCAAAGAAUGUUCUGUAUGUGGUUUGCACUAUCUGGAUGAAACGGUUGUGGACGGUUUUCGGACGGUUCCUCAGGAUUUGCACAUGGUUGGGCUAAAUGGGGAAGUCAACAGCCAAGAAGAGAACGCGGUAUCGAAGAUGACAAUGGCAGAGUUACUCUUCAAGGCAUGUCAUGUGUGCCUUUAUUGUGGCGGCAAGUUUGGAGACUAGAUCGACCUGAAGAAGUGGAGUAGUCACUGGGCUCACUUAUUAUUGUGAGACGAAAGCACCGAACCUCUGCCGCACAAGCCACACUGGUACACAUUGGUCGCAGAAUGGGGCUUGCUCACGAGUGACGGU
Messenger RNA from Sphaerulina musiva SO2202, 2472 nucleotides. RefSeq lists its product as uncharacterized. Gene Ontology annotation, cellular component: transcription factor TFIIIC complex. Gene Ontology annotation, molecular function: histone acetyltransferase activity. The record is from RefSeq and is a predicted model, not a curated record. Bases 1 to 2343 code for a protein of 780 amino acids. NCBI's taxonomy places the organism in Eukaryota, Fungi, Ascomycota, Dothideomycetes, Mycosphaerellales, Mycosphaerellaceae. The transcript has a single exon. Gene Ontology annotation, biological process: transcription initiation at RNA polymerase III promoter.